GCCACCGCUCUCAAGAAGCAGUGAGCUAGCAUCGCCCUUGCGUGGGUUUUCAUGGGCUCCGCGCCCUUUAAUAAUCUCCACUAGAAAUGAGGGUCUGAGAGGCGGCCAUGUUGAGCUCGGGUUCUUCCUACGACCAGCUGGUGCGGCAGGUGGAGGCCCUGAGGAAGGAGAACAGCCAUCUGCGCCGGGAGCUGGAGGACAACUCCAACCACCUGUCCAAGCUGGAGAACGAGACCUCUGACAUGAAGGAGGUCCUGAAGCAGCUACAAGGCAAACUGGAGCAGGAAGCUGGCAGUCUGGCCUCCUCGGGGAGAAGUGACGUCCUGGAUCAGCUCAAAGAGUUGCACAUGGAUUUGACCAACUACUACGAGCUGAAGUACCAGCCGCACAACCUUCGGGUUCCCCCAGAGAGCCUGGCGAUGCAGGCCAGAGAGGGGGAGGAUACGUUGCCUCUCCCCCCCUCCGGCGUGGGCAGAGCCAGGAGCCCCCUGCGUACAGCAGCCCACCAGGGCCUCCCGGUCUCUGGGGAGGGCACCGCUGUCCACCCAGGGCCUCCACACCUCCUGGAGGGGGCGCUGCCUAAAACAGGCAUCGGCGGAGAGAGACGGGUCUCAGACCAGCACCUGGACGACCUCUGCAAGGAGAGGACCAUGCUGCUGAACGAGACUGAAAAAGAGGAGCAGGAGCGUUGCUGGUACUACUCCCAGCUCCAGGGGCUGUCUCAGAGACUGGCUGAACUUCCACGCAUCGACACUUUCUCCAUACAGAUGGAUCUGAUUAGGCAGCAGCUGGAGUUCGAGGCACAGCAGCUGCAUUUGGUUAUGGAGGAGCGUUUUGGAACCAGCGACGAGAUGGUGCAGAGGACACAGAUCCGAGUGGCCCGCCUGGAGCAGCUGGAGAAGGAGCUGCAGGAGGCCCAGGAGGCAAGAGGAGCCCUGGAGAGGAGCAGUCCGAUGGACUGCCAGACUAAUGGCUGUGAAAAGCCAGCCGUCCCUGAACCGGAAAAUACAUCAAAUAAUUCUGUCUCGGAGCCGACCGGAGAUCCAGGGAGCAAGGUGGAGAUGGUGUUCUGGCUGCUGUCCAUGCUGGCCACCCGGGACCGGGAGGAGAUGUCCCGCACCCUGCUGGCCAUGUCCAGCUCGCAGGAGAGCUGCGUGGCCAUGCGCAAGUCCGGCUGCGUCCCGCUGCUGGUGCAGAUCCUGCACGACGGGGCCGGGGGGGAGACGGCCGGCGGGGGCGGGGGCGGCGGAGGGGGCUGCAGCCGCGAGGCCCGGUCCCGGGCCGGGGCCGCCCUGCACAACAUCGUGUACUCGCAGCCCGACGAGGGGCAGGCCAGGCGGGAGAUGAGGGUGCUGCACGUGCUGGAGCAGCUCCGCUGCCACAGCGAGACCGGCUGGGACUGGAUGGAGACCCGCGCGCGGCUGCCCUCCACCGGAGGGGCCUCAGGUACAGACUUCCCGGAGCCGGUGGAGCCUCAGAUCUGUCAGGCCAUGUGUGCCGUCAUGAAGCUCUCCUUUGAGGAAGAGUACCGACGGGCCAUGAAUGAACUGGGGGGCCUACAAGCGGUGGCAGAACUCCUGCACCUGGACCAGGAGCUGUACGGCAUGCAGAACGACCCGCUCAACAUGGCCCUGAGGAGAUACGCCGGCAUGGCGCUCACAAACCUCACCUUCGGAGACGUGGUCAACAAGGCCACUCUGUGUUCAAAGAAAAGCUGUCUGAAGGCCAUCGUUGCACAGCUUGAAUCCGAUAGUGAGGAACUGCACCAGGUAGUGUCCAGUAUUCUGAGGAACUUGUCCUGGCGAGCUGAUAUCAACAGCAAGAAGACCCUGAGAGAAGUCGGAAGUGUGUCGGGUCUUAUUAGCUGUGCCCUUCAGGCCACCAAGGAGUCCACUCUGAAGAGCCUCCUGAGUGCGCUGUGGAACCUGUCGGCGCACAGCACGGAGAACAAAGUGGCGAUCUGCUCCGUGGACGGAGCGCUGGGCUUCCUCGUCAGCACGCUCACCUACAGGUGCCAGACCAACUCGCUGGCCAUCAUCGAGAGCGGCGGGGGCAUUCUGCGCAACGUGUCGAGCCUGGUGGCCACGCGCGAGGAGUACAGGCAAGUCCUCAGAGACCACAACUGCCUGCAAACCCUGCUGCAGCACCUGCGGUCACACAGCCUGACCAUCGUCAGCAACGCCUGCGGGACCCUCUGGAACCUGUCCGCCCGCAGCUCCAAGGACCAGGAGCUGCUGUGGGACCUGGGGGCGGUUAGCAUGCUGCGCAACCUCAUCCACUCCAAGCACAAAAUGAUCGCGAUGGGGAGCGCCGCCGCCCUCAGGAACCUCCUCACCAACCGCCCUCUGAAGUACAAGGACGCUGCCGUUAUAUCUCCCGGGUCCUGCCUGCCCUCGCUGUACAUGAGGAAGCAGAAGGCCUUGGAGGCCGAGCUGGAUGCCAAGAACUUGGCGGAGACUUUCCAUUCGAUUGAAAAGCAAAGUCCCAAGCAUCCGAGCAUCAACAAGUCGCUACGGCACAUUGAGAGCCUGGCAAAGGAUUAUGCAUCGGAUUCUGGCUGUUUUGAUGAUGACGAGGCACCCAACAUCUCCAGUAGCCUGGACACGGGGAGCUUCUCGAUGCUUUCGAUGUUCCUCAACAACUCCAACUUCCUUCAGGGCCAGCCUCGCAACAAAAAGAGCAGUGAACCCGAGCAAGACAUGGACCAAGAGAAGGAGGAUGACAAAAAGUCCAUACCUCCAGAUGAUGAAGUUUCAGUUGCUGCAGAAAAACUGGCCACAAAGAUCACCAACACAGUGGCCAAGAUUGACAAGCUAGUGGAGGACAUCACCAUGCACACUUCCUCAGAAGACAGCUUCAGCCUCAGCUCUGAAGACCACUUUUUAGACUGGCAGUGUGGCUCAGAUGAGCCGCACGAAACCAGGGCGAAGUCGUGCUCCCCUUGCCGACUCUCAGAUACCAGCAGCUUCACGCGUCGGGAACGUUUGAGCAGAGCGCAUGCCCUUCUGCGCCUCAAAACAGCACACACGAGCUUGUCGACGGACAGCCUGAACAGCAGCAGCACAAGUGACGGAUGCUGUGGCGGCAAAGACCAGAUCCGGCCCUCAGCAAGACCGGCGAUGGUGCAAAGGCGACCCAAUAGACUGGAUCUUAAGGUGUGCCAGCAAGGAUAUCUCAACAACGAGUUUAACCACGUCCUCAAUGAGAUCAGUCAGAGGGAGUUGCCAGAACGGGAUUCGGAGGACAGCAGGGAGGGAGUGGCAGACCCAAGUAGCACAGACACGGAGAAGGGUCAAGAGCCGCCACCCCCGACGCCAGCGACUACGUCCACAAAAGUCUCAUCUGAAGACGGAAUGCCGACUAUCAAGCUGUCCCCCUCCUAUCAACAGGUGCCAUUGAUACAAAGUGUUGCCAAGUUUGGUGUUGCUAAGACUGCCAUAAACGUACAGGCAGCACAGGCGAUGAGACGGCAAGCCUGGGUGCCAACGAUUAUGACCGGUGGGAGCAUCACUAAAUUUUCCCCAAUGAGUGCCGCACGGAGCCCGACUAUGGGACAGAUGGAGACUCUGCAAAAGUAUUCAGUGGAGAAUACGCCGAUCUGCUUCUCGCGGUGUAGCUCUUUGUCCUCGCUGUCUUCUGGCGACGGAGCUCUGGACGGGCAGAGUCAGAGCGAGAAUGAGCUCGAGAGCGACUCAUCUCUGGAGAUCAUCGAGGUGGAGGAGUGCGACCUGUUGAGGAGAGAGGAGCAGGAUGAAACCCUGGCGGAUCUGACCGAUAGCCAGUUGAUGGUCACGGAUCCGAAAACAUUCGGAAGCAGCGCCAGCCCCCCGUCAGAACCCAUCGAAAUCCCCUGCUGUGCUAAACGGGAGAAGAUAUUCCUCAGAGCGAUUUCACCGGGCAGACUUGAGGACAGGACCCCGUCGACUUCCUCUGAGAAUUAUACCCAUGAGACUCCACUGGUCAUGAGCCGCUGUAGCUCCGUAAGCUCGCUGGGAAGCUUUGAGUCGCCCUCGAUAGCCAGCUCCAUACUGAGUGACCCUUGCAGCGAGAUGAUCAGCGGGACGAUCAGCCCAAGUGAUCUCCCGGACAGCCCAGGGCAGACGAUGCCCCCAAGCCGCAGUAAAACCCCCUGCUGUGCCGACCCAAGUGGGCAGGAGACGCAGUCCACAGAAGGUGGAGGACAGUGGGAGAGCAGCUUGCGUAAAUUCAUGGAGAUCGCCGAUUUCAAGGAGAGGUUCAACCUGCCUCCGGACUUGGACACGAUGAUCUACUUCACGGUGGAAAAGCCCACGGAGAACUUCUCGUGUGCCUCCAGUCUGAGUGCCCUGGCUCUUCACGAGCACUACAUCCAGAAGGAUGUGGAGCUGAAGCUCAUGCCUCUGCUUCACCAGAAGGACAACACCUUGGCAUUCCCUAUGGCCCACGAACAGCCCGAGGAAGUAGGGGAUGACAAUUCUUCCAUCGUCGACCAGCAGGAGAGAUACAGCGAGGGCAACUCGGAUGACGACUUUGAAAUUCUCAAAGAGUGCAUAAACUCAGCGAUGCCUUCGAAGUUCAGAAGAGUCAGAACAUCUCUGGCGCCUACACUAUCCCCUCAAGCUCAAACGUCUAUGCAGUUGCCAGUCUACAUGAUACUUCCUAAUAAUUCCGAUCAGACGUGUUCUGUCGGAAAACCCGGGAUGCAGCAGGAAUUCUAUCGUGAUGAUUCCUCCUUCACUGAUUCAGCCGAAGGCACCCCUGUUAACUUCUCAAGCACUACAUCCUUAAGUGAUGAAACACUUCAGUACCCAUUAAAAGAUAGGGGGUUGAGACACUGGCGAGCUAAAAGUAUGGACAGACAGGAAGUUGUAGACCUAGAGGAAAAGAGAAUUGAAGAGCUCCGUGCUUUCUCACACUUUAAUAGACCUACUAGGUUUAGACGGACCGAUAUAACAACCAACCAAAUGACUGGAGCAAUCAAGCAUGCCACGGCCACACAAAGAUUACCUGUGCAAAAUAAACAGCAUACGAUAAAAACCUCUCAACAAAGAAGCAGAGACCAGUCACCAAACCAUCUAAUCAAAAAACAGGCACAGAAUCGGUUAAGGAAAUUGCCACAGUUAGACCUGCCGAUUAUAGAGCAAAGCACAGAGAUGUUGCAGAAUCAAAAUGCACUCUACAGCAAACAGGGUAACUUAGCAUUUCAGUCCAUGCGCCACCCAACACCCACUGAGGAAGCCAUAUAUUGUUUCUAUGAUGAUCAGGUGGACAAGGAGGAGGAGGGAAUAACAAGAACAGGAAGACAAAAAAUGAAAGAAGGCAAGAGUAGUAUACUGACCCAUAGUGCAAAUAGCACAGAUUGGGUUACAAACUCCCAAACAAGAUACAAAGCUGUUAACAAGAUCAAGCACAAUUUGAUCAUGGACGAAACGCCUCCAUGCUACUCUCUCAGUUCAUCGCUUAGCUCAUUGAGUGAUGCUGAACUUGAAGAGCGUGAGAGUAAAGUUCAGCAAGUGUGGGCGAGAAAUAGACACCAGGUCCCCUCCAACCAGACUAGAAGUGCAGCAAAGCCUCCGAACAACUACGGUCAAUACGAUGAAACCUCAUCAAGUUCAGUCAGUUUGGACUCUGAGGACGACCUUUUACAGAAAUGCAUAACUUCCGCAAUGCCAAAGCAAAGGAGGAAGCAUUCUACGAGAAAACGGAAAGCAGACAGGAAACAGAAACUGAUGAACAGUACCCAGAAGGGUACGGAAGGCUGGAAUUCAGAAAAAGACCUGGAAAGUGAUGAAUGCGCAUCUGACAAAGACUCAGACCUUAAUAGUGUUGAGUGGAGAGCAAUACAAGAAGGAGCAAAUUCAAUUGUUACUAGGCUACAGGCAGCAUCCAAGUCGCAAGAGCCUUCAUCUGAGUCUGAAUCGACGCUUUCACUUAUGUCCGGUGAAAAGCAGACCGUGAAAGAAAAUAACAAAGGGGGCAAGGCGUUACAGGGUAGAAACUCAACGCAGCUGGAUUUUUCCCAACGUAAGCCUGUUCCAAAUCUGCCGGUGGUCUUCAGAGGACGAACAGUGAUCUACAUGCCUAAGAAAGAGACAAAUAUCUCUCAGAGGCCGCCAACAAAAAAAGUAUCACCCAAGACUGAAACACCAGUGAAGAAUCCAAACCUAGCUCAGCAGAGGUCUAGAAGUUUGCACAGAUUAGGCAGACCUAAUGAUUCCACUGAACUUUCUUUGCCUAAAAGAAGUUCCACACCACCUGCCAGGAUAUCAAAGAGCACAUCAUCAGGGUCAUCUCAAAACUCUACUCCUUCAAAACAUCCACAGAAGAAAUGGACAUGCCCCUCACAAAUUAGCAAGACCACUCAGAAGAAAGAUGCAAAACCAAAACCAGCCAUUAGCCCAUGUGAAAAAAAGGGCAAGCCUUCUGCUCCGAUAAACCAGAAGACUGCAAAUACAAAAUCUCCAGCUCACAAAAAGACACAGAAAUCACCUGUACGAAUCCCCUUCAUGCAGACUUCAACCAGACAGUCCAUGCCUUCAAAGACUAUAUCACCUUUAGUUACCAACCAGCCUUCAGGUAUCAGCAAACAAAACGCCCAGUUGUCAGGGAAAAGGCCCGUACCUGCAAAUCGCGUUGAGUUAGUACGCAUGACUUCAACCCAUUCAAGCAAUGGUGAAUGUGACCAUAAUGGUUUCCUGAGACAGCUGACGUUUAUUAAGGAAUCGUCCAAAUGUGUCUCAACAAAUGAGAUCCAUUCCUCACGCUCAGUACCUACCUCUCAGAGUGCAUCGCCUCGGCGAGCACGACCAGGUGGCCCUGCCGUCUUCCUCUGCUCACCGCGUUGCCAAGAGCUCAAGACUGCCGCCCAAGCCCACGGACAGCGUCAGGGACAAAGGCAAGGGAAGGAGCAAGGACUUCUUGGGCAAAGUCUUUCCAGAGCCUGCUCUAGUGACCGAGACCUCUCGGUGAGGCGUCCCGCCAGGAGAACCAGCUCCGAGAGCCCCUGCAGGGCGCCUCAGAAGACUCACGUCUCGGGAACUUGGCAGCGGGAGAGAGAGGCCUUCCAGCGGCACGCCUCAUCGCCCAGCAUAAACGUUCUGAGCCGAGUCGCCAGCCAGGCCUCCGUCCGCUCCUCGUCCUCCGACUCCAGCGGAAGAACCAAGAGCGAGGAAGACGCGAAGCAGAGGCACCGCCAGCCCGCGUCGCGCGUCAACGGCAAAGUCACCUGGAGGAGAAUUCGGGACGAGGACGUUCCCCACAUACUAAAGAGCACCCUGCCGUCCACCGCUCUGCCCCUGGUGCCGAGUCCUCACGAGCAGAAACGGACGGUUCCGACUCUCCCGGGUAAACUACCCAAUAUUUCGCCGCCGUCUCGCAAAACGAGCGACGCCACCGUCCAAACGGAGGACUUCCCGAGCAAAACCACCUCGGGCACCUCCCCGACCCCCGAGGCCGUGCCCGUCGCGUCCGAAGAAGCCGCUAAAGUCGCUCUUCUGAGGAAGAGAAGCACGACCUCUGGGAAUGGCCUCUACGUGCAAGACGGAGAUUCCGACGGAUCCUUCAAAAGCUACAGCACGGCCUCCACUUCCACGUCCCACUCGGUAGACGGGCACGGCGGCGGUGUCGGCCACUUCCGUUCCAGCUCCCCAAGCAAGGCCGUCAGGGUCACUCCCUUCAACUAUACGCCCAGCCCUAUGACCUGCUGCCUGCAAGACGCACAGCUCAGAGCCUCGACUCUCAACGAAAAGUCCAGAGAACAACUUGAAGCGUAGCAACCUGCCACAGAGUACCAUAAAUUUUGUUGGCAUCCGAGGAUUCCAACUGCGCCCCUGAAUAUGAAACACUCAGGUGGAACUCUCAUAAGGAGUAAAUUUACAAUGAUCCUUUUACCUCUGGGAUUGAAACUUUCCUAUCUCGUCACGUCAAUAAUUCCUUUGUCCUUAAGGGUGCACGCUGUGUAUCUAUAUUUCAAUGAGACUUAACUGACAAAUUGCUUCUUUCUUUCAAGUUGGAUGUAUGCAUGAAACAAUUUUAAGACAAUAGCGGAGGUUAACAAAGGGGAACUUUGUGAUAUACAGUAUCACUGAAAAGCAGAAGUUCUCAUAACAGUUGGAUGUGCAUUUUAUUACUUUUUAUAUGUGUAUAUAAACCAUUGCCUGUUACAAGUGUUGUGUACAAAAGGAACACAAGAAGGACACUGUCAUCAGAUACAGUUAUUCAGCCUAUCACCAUAAUUUUGGUGGGAUAAACUGCGCAACCAAUAAUUGACACAAUAUGCAAAUCACUGGGUCAGAACCCAGAUAAGCUACUUAACCAUACAUUUAAAACAAAAGACUGAUUCAAAAACUGUUGUCUGAAGAAACUGACAAGAUAAGACUUGCUGAACUACGAAAACUUCCUAAAGCAACCGUUAGUGAUCAGUUUUUACUGAUUACAUACUCAUUUGUUAUAAUAUUACACCACAUAAAUGCUUGGCCUUUCACCCGACUUCAGACUGUGAAAAGUAGUAGCCAGCCUUCACUUUCACACCAGUAACAGAAGUGACAAAAAAGUGCACCACAAACUAUGUGCACUGCUGGAAUAUAACGCAACCCUUUUUCUUUAGCAGUAUUCCCUUUCCCUCUACACUACAAGCUUCCCAGUGAGCAAAAAACGAUUUUAUGUGCCGCUAUUGACCGCAUGCCUCUUAAAUAUCCACUACCUGUACAUACCUCUUGGACUACGAUGUUCUCCCCGGUGGCAUUCUUUAAGAAAGGGGAACACAAAAAGCAUUUUUAAUCUAUGCUGCUGGGCAGAAUUAAUGACUAUUUAAUCCAACUGUAUGGCUGUAAUCCGAGGGGUGCACAACUCCGGUCCUCGAGGGCCGUGGUCUGCGUACUGCUUUUUGUUCCAACCAAUUGCCUUGUUUUUAAUUUGCGGACAGCUCUAUAAAUUACCCUGGUUCAAGCCUGUACUUGAGCACAAUAAAAUCAUUUGGAUACACUUGCAGUCUGCAGCUGUAGCCGGCACUCAUACUCUUAGGUCAGAUAAGAUAUGAUUGAGUCAGUUAAAUAAUUAAGACCAGAAGUUGGCACAAAAAUCCUGAAACGGAUCGGCCCUUGUCGUGCACCCCUGCUGUAAAUAAAUCUGCUUAUACGGUAGUACAUGUUGCCUAUAGUAUCAGAUAAGCUCAAGGUAAUUCAGAGAGACACUGAUAAUAAAAGGAAUGGACAGAGAAGGCAGGUUGCAGAAUUUAAUAAACAUAUUCACAGUUUUACUCAGUUUUAAGUAGUAUAGUCAACUCCCUUAUAAUUUAAUAACUACGUACGGUUUUUACGUCACAAUGUGCGACAGCUCUCAUUAUAGUCCCACUGACUUUACUUUCUCCUGUUGUAUGCACACUCCAGUUAAGCACAUACCGUUACAACGGUGUUGUAACAUACUGUUACAACAAUCUAGAGUGUAUGCAGCCAUCAGGGCCCUACUGUAUUCAACUGCAGGACUGAGCUUGGGAGAUGAUCCCGGUAAUCAGCACUGAAAGUGCGCCAAACCGCAGUUGUAUUUGCGCGCGAGGCACAACAGUAUUGAUAUUUGCAUUAUGUCACUCAUCAUGAAUGAAGAGUUUUGAAAAUACUACCAUAUAAUGUGAAAAUGUCCAACUGAAAACACAACCAGGGUAGUAACAUAUUGGGAAACACCACAAUAUUGGGUAACAGAUGAGCGACUGUAAACCAACAUAAAGACUUGUUGGUUUGUAUUCGGCAUGAGAAAAGCAGACCACAAAAAUGUUUGGGUAGUUUUAUAUGCAUAUUCAGCACACUUCCACAUUUAUCACUGUAAUAAACAGAAUGUCUGCACUUGUGUUCAAAUUGGAAGGAGAUCCAUAUUUCAGUAUUAAAGAAAGGCACUUGGAUAAAACUGGUAAAAGGAGGGCAUAUUGCCAUCACAGAAAACCAUCUGUGAGGCAAGUAUUGGAAAAAUGAUACUUUAUUUUCUUCUGUAAUAACCUCUGUAUUUGGGAUUAAAAGGGAAAUUACAGGACAGAAAGGCUGUACAGCAUUUAUAAAGGCAAUAGUUAAUGUACUAAAUGAACAGGAAUCCACACAAUAAAUGUUUUCAUGAAAAGAA
Molecule: messenger RNA, 10086 nt
Organism: Conger conger (European conger)
Lineage: Eukaryota; Metazoa; Chordata; Actinopteri; Anguilliformes; Congridae
Gene: apc2
Product: APC regulator of WNT signaling pathway 2
Exons: 16
Coding region: 108-7751 (2547 amino acids)
Biological process (GO): regulation of cell differentiation; cell migration; negative regulation of canonical Wnt signaling pathway
Cellular component (GO): cytoplasmic microtubule; beta-catenin destruction complex; catenin complex
Molecular function (GO): beta-catenin binding; gamma-catenin binding; microtubule binding
Source: RefSeq, a predicted model, not a curated record